This is a messenger RNA of Notechis scutatus (mainland tiger snake), 534 nucleotides long. RefSeq names its product chibby family member 3 (gene CBY3). NCBI's taxonomy places the organism in Eukaryota, Metazoa, Chordata, Lepidosauria, Squamata, Elapidae. The record is from RefSeq and is a predicted model, not a curated record.
CUUCUGUAGAUUUCUUACUGGUAUCCUACAUCUCUAAUUCUCCUUGUCAUGGAAACCAUUUCUAACAUUCUACAGGAUGUGCGUGAUUACUGGGCUGAUCAUUUUUCUCGUAGAUUCUAUCCAAGAAGGCCAACACUUCGCCAAGCAUCUUCAUUAUCCACCUUCUAUUUAUUGGACUACAAAACCCGACAAGCUGAACUUGGAAUGGACUAUGCCAAUCCAUGUGCUCAGCUGAACAAAGCAAAAUUUGUCUUCCACAAUGGUGAAUGGCAAAAUGAGAAUAUCCCCCAACAGAUGCCUUUAUUACAGUUAUUCCCCUCUCCAGAUAAGGAAUCACCCAACAAGGCCCUGAAGAAAGCAAACAAAUCCUUACUGGAAGAGAACAAUUACUUGAAGCUGCAGCUUGAACUGCUUAUGGACAUGCUGACAGAAACCACAGCACGGCUACACUUAGUAGAAAAAAAGCUGGAUACUACUACUUGGCAUUCAAAUAUGAAAAAGUCAAAUAACAAGGUGCUGAUGCUUCGAACUUAA